Molecule: messenger RNA, 1122 nt
Organism: Rotaria sp. Silwood1
Lineage: Eukaryota; Metazoa; Rotifera; Eurotatoria; Philodinida; Philodinidae
Source: the annotation of a GenBank genome assembly
AUGAAUGCACGAUCACAAACAUUUGAAUUUGCUGUUGAAGGUCGACAAAUAGAUGAAGUUGUUUCUUGUAUGUUUCAUACAAUUUUAUUUCAUCGUUGUGUUGGAAAAUAUCAUACCAAUGGUGAAGAUAGUUAUUCAGUUGGAACUUUAGGUUAUACUGAUGUUGAUUGUGAUUAUAUUGAUUUUACUUAUCUUCAAGUAACUAGUCAAGAACUUCAACGUGCUGUAGCUGAAAAAAUAAAUCAAUUUCAUGAUAAACUUCGUUCAUCAGAUUCAAAUCGUAGUGGACAGAUUACACUUGAAUUUUAUCAAAAGAAAAAAUCUCGUUGGAUGUUUAAACCAGAAGAAAUUCCAUGGGAAAUAUGGACUAUUAAAAUUGAACAAAUGCAAUUAUCUAGUGAAAAUGAACGACAAUUCAUGCGUGAAAAACUUUCUGAUUCAUUGACAGAACGUAUCUUUCAAAUAACUGAAAUAAUUAAUAAACCUGAUUAUGUACCUAAACCACCACAUUUAUCAGAAUUGGAUUUAGUUUUUGAUACAUCAUAUACUGAUAUUCAACCAUAUUUAUUUAAAAUUCACUUCAGUGAUUCACCAACGAUUGUUAAUCAUAAUGUUCGUAUACCAUUUUGGGAAUUUUUAAAAACAUCAUUUCAAGCACGUUCAAAUCCUGAAGCUAGUUAUCAUCGAAAACGUAUUGGUGGUUUUCAACCGAUUAAAGCAGAACUUUUUCCUAAUAAAACAUAUUAUUGGUGUUCAUGUGGUUAUGCACAACAUCAAGCAUUUUGCGAUAAAUCAUGUAAACAUUUGCGAGGUGACUUUAGUCCAUUAAAAUUUACAUCAGCAAAAUUUCAAAUGGCUGAAUUAUGUAUGUGUAAAUUAACUGAAAAAGCUCCAUAUUGCGAUCAAUCAUGUCAUACACGUUUUUCUGGUAUGCAAUUACGUAUGGGUAAUGCUGUUAAUGGAACAUAUUCAAAUGUAAAAGAAUUUCUUAAUACAAUACCAAAAGGUGUUGAUAGUUAUCGACAAUUUGCUGCUGAUCGUCAAGCUAAACUUGAAUAUACAGAACGUUUAAAAAGAAAAGUUGAUGAUGAAAAAAAUAAAAAAUAUUCAGACAAAAAAUAG